Molecule: messenger RNA, 1481 nt
Organism: Mangifera indica (mango)
Lineage: Eukaryota; Viridiplantae; Streptophyta; Magnoliopsida; Sapindales; Anacardiaceae
Product: 4'-phosphopantetheinyl transferase HetI-like
Exons: 7
Coding region: 327-1199 (290 amino acids)
Cellular component (GO): cytosol
Molecular function (GO): holo-[acyl-carrier-protein] synthase activity; magnesium ion binding
Source: RefSeq, a predicted model, not a curated record
UUGGGUUAACUUGAAGGCGGCCUUGGAUUACCCACCCACCAAACCAAACGCAGAAGUUCUUGUUUCUUCCUACGCGAAGGCAUUCUCUCUUCUCUCUAUUCUUCGGAUUUACGAACCCUUUCAAUUUUUGCCCUUUUCAUCUUGUUAAUAACACUGUUUUAGUCAAAGUAACAUAGAAUCUUGGAUAUUUUGUGAAUGCCUUGUGCUUUGGGUUCAAAUUUCAUUCAAAUUUAUGUUUCUGCUAAUUGUUUAUUAAUGAAGGCAGUUGCUUUUCUUUAAGGUUUGUGUAUGUGAGUAUUAGAUAUGUUCAGCUGUUCUAUGUAUGAAUGUUCUCGCCUCUACACAAAACUCUCAAAUUCGCAAUGAAUAUAUAUUGCUUUCAGAGGAAUUUCUCAGCUGCUUUGCCGCCUGUCCAACUACCAUCUCAAAGGGAGACCCACCUUUGGUAUAUUGUACCUGAUGAGGUGAAGAGUACAUCUCUCCUAAAUCAUUACUUAGAACUUCUUUCACCAAGGGAGAAGGAAAAUAUUUAUCGACUGCGUGGAGAUCAGCACAAGAAAACUGCCCUGCUAGCUCGGGCCUUAGUUCGCACAACCAUUGCCAGAUAUCAAACACAUUGUCAAGUAAGUCCAAGAGAUUUGAAGUUCCGGAAGAACAUCUAUGGGAAGCCUGAGAUUGGUAUUGAUGUAGAAGAGAAACAACGAAGAACUAAGAGCAAUAUUUUAGCUUUUGCAAAACGGUACUUUUCUCUGGAGGAAGUGAAAUUUUUAACUGCAAUGUCAGACCCUGAAAUUCAGCGUCAGGAGUUUAUCAAGUUAUGGACUCUCAAGGAGGCUUAUGUGAAAGCAUUGGGAAGGGGUUUCUCAGCUGCACCCUUCAAGACCUUUACCCUUGGGUCUAGGACCGCAACUAUAGGAGGGUUUCAUCUUUCAAAGACUUUAGAUUCUGAGGCAUCUGAAAUUAUCCUUGAAUCCUCUGACAACCCUGAGACCCUCACAAGCAAUUGGCAAUUUGCACUCUUGGACUUGGAUUGUUCUCAUUAUGCUGCCAUUUGUGUGGAAGAGGAUAAAUCCAGUGAAGUUAAAAUGAGUGUCCCAAUGAAAUUGAGGGUGUGGAAAACCAUCCCCUUUGUUGAAGAUGAACUCGUUUCUGGAACCCAUGCGGUUGUAGUCAUAUCUGGCUUGAUCAACCAACUGUAAAUAUGUGUUAUAAGACUUCAGAUUAUGUGUUCGUACAAUUGUAUUCAGCAAUUGGUGAAGGAAAUUUUGCAGUCAAUAAGGGUAAUUUCAUUUGAAAAUCUUCUGUUAACUCGAAAGGAGAUCAAAUGAAAAUGGAGAGAUAUGGUAAAGAUAGAAUGAAUAUGAAGCUGACUGAAGAUGAAAAGAGUUUAUGUUAUUAGAUGGAAAAGGUAAUUAAAAAUUAGUACAAAAUGUAUAUGAGUUGCCAGUAUUAAAAAGAAAAACGCUAGUUUCUCUCAUGUA